GGGAAGGUGCGGGCGGGGCGCGGGCCCGGCGGGUGGAGUGGGGCCCUCCCGGCUGUGCCUGCUGCCCUCGGGCUCGGGGAGCAGCGGGGCGCCGGCGUCUGGGGCUGUUCUCCCCCACAGGGCUGGGGACCGGGGGCCCUGUGCCACCUGUUGGGACAUGAGCUGAAGGAGCCCCGCGGUAUCGGAGCAGCGGGAGUCCCGCGGCCCUAUGGCCCAGAGGCUGGCGCUCCAGCGGCUGCUGUCCCUCCCCACGCGGGGGCUGCUGGCACCCCACGGCAGGGCCUUGGGCACCUCGGCUGGCCGCAGGAGCACUUUCAACGUGCAGGAUGGCAGCGACUUCCAGGACCGGGUGGUGAAGAGCCCCAAGCCCGUUGUGGUGGACUUCCACGCGCAGUGGUGUGGUCCCUGCAAGAUCCUAGGCCCCAGGCUAGAGAAGCUGGUGGCCAAACUGGAGGGGAAGGUGCUGAUGGCCAAAGUGGACAUUGACGAUCACACAGACCUUGCUAUUGAGUACGAGGUGUCAGCAGUGCCAACUGUGCUGGCUAUGAAGAAUGGAGACGUUGUGGAUAAAUUUGUGGGCGUAAAGGACGAGGAUCAGCUGGAGGCAUUCCUCAAGAAACUCAUUGGAGCCUGAAGUAAAAGGGUGGCUGUACCUCUGCCUCUGGACACGUCCAUGUUUGUGCAUUCCUUGCCUGGGAGAGCUGAGGGCAGGUCAAUUGCCUGCCCUGUACAACCCGGGGGUUUCUUCUGUUUUGGUGUUUUUAGGAGAUGGAAAAUGUAACCCUUCCCUCCUCCCCCUUCUCAUGAGCAGCAGUAGUUGUAAAGGGCGCUGAGGAGCAGGGCUGCUUAUUCUCAAAACGGGGAAUGUGGCUGGAAUUAGGAGCCUGUAUUUAUCAGCCAAGAGCUGACGUGCAGAGCUGCUACUGCUGCUGCUGAACUAAGAGGAGGAAUGUUUUUGUCUUUGCCUCACAUCUGAUAGCCCAGAGCAGAGGGCAGCUUCUCCCUGCAAGAUGAUGGUACAUACCUGCCCUGGGUGGGUUUGUUUAAAGCUGAGAAUGCCUCUGCCUUGUAUGUGAAACCUGUCUCUUUCUUCCUGUCCUUGUGUUACUUGGACAGGUACAGCUCCUCCACAAAUCCAUGGGAUCCCAUCAUAAUUUUAUAAGAGAAAAUAGGGAGAAAUAUUUUAUGGAUCUCCUUUUUUAUGUCUGCAGUAGAGAACUUUUAUCAGUCACUGCUGUCUAGCCAGGAGAAUAAAACUUGAUUCUUACAAAUCUG
Oenanthe melanoleuca is the source of this 1275-nucleotide messenger RNA. RefSeq names its product thioredoxin 2 (gene TXN2). Gene Ontology annotation, biological process: cell redox homeostasis. Gene Ontology annotation, molecular function: protein-disulfide reductase activity. Bases 209 to 634 code for a protein of 141 amino acids. The transcript has 4 exons. NCBI's taxonomy places the organism in Eukaryota, Metazoa, Chordata, Aves, Passeriformes, Muscicapidae. The record is from RefSeq and is a predicted model, not a curated record. Gene Ontology annotation, cellular component: mitochondrion.